Molecule: messenger RNA, 1422 nt
Organism: Cutaneotrichosporon cavernicola
Lineage: Eukaryota; Fungi; Basidiomycota; Tremellomycetes; Trichosporonales; Trichosporonaceae
Gene: MAS1
Exons: 4
Coding region: 1-1422 (473 amino acids)
Cellular component (GO): mitochondrion
Molecular function (GO): metal ion binding; metalloendopeptidase activity
Source: RefSeq, a predicted model, not a curated record
AUGUCCGCCGCCCGCCUCCUCUCCCGGGCCGUCCGCCCCGCGGUCGCCCCCCGCGUUCCGGCGCUCGCCCGCGCGCUCGCGACCCCGGUCAAGACUUCCGACCCCAUCACCAAGACCUCGACCCUCUCGAACGGUCUUUCAGUUGUCUCGGAGACCAUCCCCGGCGCCUCGACCUCGACCGUUGGUCUCUGGAUCGACGCCGGCUCGCGCGCGGACGCCAGCAACGCUUCGGGCACUGCUCACUUCCUCGAGCACCUCGCGUUCAAGGGCACCAAGUCGCGCUCGCAGAUGCAGCUCGAGCUCGAGGUUGAGAACCUCGGCGCUCACCUGAACGCGUACACCUCGCGCGAGCAGACCGUCUACUACGCCAAGGCGUUCAACAAGGACGUCCCUGCCGUUGUCAACAUUCUUUCCGACAUUCUCCAGAACUCCAAGCUUGACGAGUCGGCUAUCGAGCGCGAGCGCGACGUCAUCCUCCGCGAGCAGGAGGAGGUUGACAAGCAGCUCGAGGAGGUCGUCUUCGACCACCUCCACGCUGUCGCCUUCCAGGGCUACGCUCUCGGCAACACCAUCCUCGGCCCCAAGGACCACAUCAACUCGAUCUCCAAGUCUGACCUCUCUGGCUACAUUGCCAAGAACUACACUGCCGACCGCAUGGCCCUCGUCGGUGCCGGCUCGGUCUCGCAUGAGGAGCUCGUUGAGCUCGCCAAGCAGCACUUUGCGGGCCUCCCCGUCUCGUCCAGCCCUAUCCCCCUCGGCCAGUCCGCAGGCGAGCCGACCAAGUUCACUGGCUCCGAGGUCCGCAUCCGUGACGACACCAUGUCGACCUGCAACCUCGCCAUCGCUGUUGAAGGUGUCGGAUGGCGCUCGGCCGACUACUGGCCAAUGCUCGUCAUGCAGUCCAUCUUCGGCAACUGGGACCGCUCGCUCGGCGCCUCGCCCCUCCUCUCGUCCAAGCUGAGCCACAUCAUCUCGUCGAACAACCUCGCCAACUCGUUCAUGUCCUUCUCGACCUCGUACUCGGACACUGGUCUCUGGGGCAUCUACGCAGUCUCGGAGAACCUCAUGAACCUUGACGACCUCACCCACUUCAUCAUGAAGGAGUGGCAGCGCAUGUCCAUCAACCCCACCACCGCUGAGGUUGAGCGCGCAAAGUCCCAGCUCAAGGCCUCGCUCCUCCUUGGCCUCGACGGCACCACCGCCAUCGCCGAGGACAUUGGUCGCCAGACCAUCACCACCGGCAAGCGCUUCACUCCCAAGGAGAUUGAGCGCUACGUCAACGCCGUCGGCGUCGACGACAUCAAGCGCUGCGCGCAGAAAUACCUUUGGGACAAGGAUUUCUCAAUGUGUGCUCUGGGUAGAACCGAGGGCGUUCUGGAUUAUAGCCGGAUGCGUGCGGACAUGUCCUCGCUCACGUACUAG